Messenger RNA from Pelecanus crispus (Dalmatian pelican), 1836 nucleotides. NCBI's taxonomy places the organism in Eukaryota, Metazoa, Chordata, Aves, Pelecaniformes, Pelecanidae. The record is from RefSeq and is a predicted model, not a curated record.
GUACCGGUCACGUUCGAUGAUAUUUCAGUGUACUUCAACGAGCAGGAGUGGGAGAGACUGGACCGCUGGCAGAAGGAUCUGUACAGGGCUGUGAUGAGGGGGAACUACGAGAUGCUGAUCUCCCUGGACUAUGCUGUGUCCAAGCCUGACAUCCUGUCCCGGAUCGAGAGGGAUGAGGAGCUCUGCAUGAAAGACAGUCAGGAGCCCCCGCAGAUGGACAUCGAAGAGGGUCAGGAGCCCCCACAGACGGACAUCAAAGAGGGUCAGGAGUCCCCGCAGACGGACAUCGAAGAGAGUCAGGAGUCCCCGCAGACGGACAUCGAAGAGAGUCAGGAGGACCUGCAGACGGACAUCGAAGACAGACAGGAAUCCCCGCAGACUCGCAUCCGAGAGUGUCAGGAGUCCCUGCAGGGAUGUACCAGAGGAGGUCUGGAGCCCCCGCAGACAGCAGAAGAGACGGAGCAGAUGGAAGAGGUGUUGGGAGAAGGUGAAGUCCCCAUGGAAGCUGACGCAGACUAUGCUGUGUCCAAGCCUGACGUCCUGUCCCGGAUCGAGAGGGAUGAGGACCUCUGCGUCAGAGACGGUCAGGAGCCCCCGCUGACACAUACUGGAGACAGUCAGGAGUCGUUGCAGACAGGUGUCCGAGACGGUCAGGAGUCAUCGCUGACACACAGUGGAGAUGGGCAGGAGUCAUCGCCGACACACAGUGGAGAUGGGCAGGAGUCGUUGCUGAGAGGUGUCCGAGAUAGUCGGGAGUUGUCGCCGACACACGUUGAAGAUGGUCAGGAGUCGUCGCAGAUACACACUGGAGACAGUCAGGAGUCCCCGCAGACGGGCGUCCUGGAUGGUCAGGAGUCCCCGCAGACACCAGAAGAGAUGGACCAGAAGGAAGAGGCUUUGGGAGAAGGUGAAGUCCCCAUGGAAGCUGAUGCAGAACUCCCCAUCCUGGUGAUGAAUGUCAUGUCCCUGAGUGCGCAAAAAGAGGAGCUGCGCAGGGAAGGUCAGCCUGAGACAGAGAUGGAAGAGGACCUGGCUGAGCCCAGCGCCGAGGAAGGCUUUUUACUGGGAAACAAAACGGUGUGUGAAGGGGCUUCUCCUCCUGAGAACGUCAAGGUAAAGGAAGAAGAACGUGAGGUGUUGCAAGAGGUUUCUGCACCCUCUCCCGGCCCAGAGAUCCAGAAGUGCCCCAAAAGCGAGCAGGCCAAGGCCAAGAGCAAGAAGAAGCCGAGCAGGUGCGCGAGCAGCAGCCUGCUGAUGGGCAACUGUCGGCGCGGCUACGUGCGUGAGUGGUCGCACCCCUGCACUGAGUGCGGGAAGCGUUUCCGUCUGAAAAUCAACCUCAUCAUCCACCAGCGGAGCCACGCCAAAGAAGGGCCCUACGAAUGCACGAUGUGCGAGAUCAGCUUCGCGGACAAACGCCACCUGGACCUUCACCAGAGCAUCCACAUAAAAGACAGGGCCUUCGGGGCGAAGGUCUGGGGGAACGUCCACCCAGAGCUGAGGAUCCGGCCGAGGAGGAAGUUCUGCGGGGUUUUCUGCGGAGGUGCCUAUAGUUUGGGCAACGGGGCGUAUGCUGGGGGGCCCUGGCUGGGUCAGGCCAAGGAGGAGCUGGAGAGAAGGAGUCUGUCCAGCACGUGUUUCUCCCGACAGCAGAGUCCUAAGUCUCGUAGGAAAUCCAUGCUGAAAUGCAGUCUUUGCAAAAAGAUUCUUUCUUGCACCUUUUCCCUUCAGCGGCACCUGCAGACCCACACUACAGACAGGCCGUAUUGCUGCACCGACUGCAAGAAAUGCUUCACCCGCAAAACUCACCUCUUGCGCCACGAGAAGAUACACAAC